This is a messenger RNA of Sceloporus undulatus (fence lizard), 2090 nucleotides long. RefSeq names its product sodium/glucose cotransporter 1-like. The coding region runs from base 89 to 1354 and encodes 421 amino acids. Gene Ontology annotation, molecular function: D-glucose:sodium symporter activity. The transcript is spliced from 9 exons. The record is from RefSeq and is a predicted model, not a curated record. Lineage: Eukaryota; Metazoa; Chordata; Lepidosauria; Squamata; Phrynosomatidae. Gene Ontology annotation, cellular component: plasma membrane. Gene Ontology annotation, biological process: sodium ion transport; transmembrane transport.
AUAAUAAACACUUUAAUGUAUUUAUUAUAUAUAUAUCUAUUUUGCGUAGGUCGACAUUUUCUCGGGCGCCAUUUUCAUCCAGGUCGCCAUGGGGCUCAACAUUUACGCCGCCAUCGUCAUUUUGCUCACCAUCACCUCCAUCUUCACCAUCACAGGCGGUUUGGCGGCGGUCAUCUACACCGACACCCUCCAGACCGUGGUCAUCAUGGCGGGCUCCGUCGUCCUCGCUGCUUUCGCGUUCAACGAAGUUGGCGGCUAUGGCAAACUCGUUGAGCGCUACAUGAACGCCAUCCCCGACGUGAACACAUCAUACCCGGCGGCAUGCUAUACACCGCGUCCGGACGCAUUCCACCUCUUCCGCAAUGCAGUCGACAGCGACCUUCCAUGGCCGGGGCUCGUUUUUGGGCUCAGCAUCCUAUCCUUUUGGUAUUGGUGCGCCGACCAGCUCAUCGUCCAGCGCUGUCUCUCUGCGAAGAACCUGUCGCAUGUCAAAGCGGGUUGCAUCCUUUGCGGAUACUUGAAGAUCCUCCCCAUGUUUUUGAUGGUCAUGCCGGGGAUGAUCAGCCGCGUCCUUUAUACAGACGAAGUUGCGUGCGUUGAACCGCGAAAGUGUGCCGAAUACUGCAGUUCGGAAUUUGGUUGCUCAAACAUCGCGUAUCCAUUGCUUGUCGUCCGACUGAUGCCCGAUGGUCUGCGCGGCCUGAUGCUGUCAGUGAUGCUAGCGUCGCUGAUGAGCUCGCUGACCUCCAUCUUUAACAGCGCAAGCACACUUUUUACGAUGGACAUCUACACGAAGAUGCGGAGGAGCGCAAAGGAGAGGGAACUGAUGAUCGUCGGGAGGUUGUUCAUCCUGGUCCUAAUCGCGGUCAGUAUGGCCUGGGUCCCUGUUGUCCAGUCAGCGCAAAGCGGUCAGCUCUUAGACUACAUCCAGUCCAUCAUCAGUUAUUUAGGGCCGCCGAUCGUCGCCGUAUUUUUCCUCGCCAUCUUCUGUAAGAGGGUCAACGAACAGGGCGCGUUUUGGGGAAUGGUCAUCGGAUUGGUCAUCGGUCUGGCACGUAUGAUCACGGAAUUUGUAUAUGGGACGGGAAGCUGCGCCGCGCCGAGUGCCUGCCCUGCCAUUGUUUGCGGCGUGCAUUACCUCUACUUCGCCAUGAUCCUCUUCACCAUCUCUUUGGUCAUCAUUCUGGCUGUCUCCCUAAUGACCAAACCCAUCGACGACGUCCACCUUUUCCGUCUCUGCUGGACGCUGCGCAACCGGACGGAGGAGCGCAUAGACCUGGACGCAGAGGAAAUGGCGGUGCAGGAAGAGACCAUCUACGAAAACGAUUCACGUAAUUAUCAUGCUUCUCAAUAGCUCUUACUGACCAUUGUUCCCACAGACCACUGUUCUCAUUGAUCGUUGUCCAGACUGACCACUGUUCCCACUGACCAUUAUCUCCAUUUACCAUUAUUCCCACUGACCAAACCAUUGUUCCCAUUGACCACUAUAGCAACUGACCAUUACCUCCACUGACCAUUGCACCCCACUGACCAUCAUUCCCAGUGACCGUCAUUCUGCUUGACCACUAUUCCCACUGACUAUUAUCUCCACUGACCACUAUUCCCACUGACCAUUCUUCCCAUUGACCAUUGUUCCCUUUGACCAUUGCUCCCACUGACCACUAUUCCCACUGACCACUGUCUCUAUUGACCAUUCUUCCCAUUGACCACUAUUCCUAACGACCGUUAUCUCCACUGACCACUAUUCCCACUAACCACUAUUCGCACUGACCGUUAUUUCCACUAACCAUUAUUCCCACUGACCACUAUUCCCACUGAGCAUUGUUCCCUUUUACCACUGUCCCCACUGUCCAUUGCCUGCACUGACCAUUCUCCCCAUUGACCAUUAUUCCCAAUGACCAAACCAAUGUUCCCAUUGACCACUAUAGCAACUAUCCAUUACCCCCACUGACUGUUGCAUCCGCUGACUGUCAUUCCCAGUGACUGUUAUUCUGCUUGACAAUUAUUCCCACUGACCACUAUUCCCACUGACCAUUAUCUCCACUGACCACUAUUCCUACUUACCACUCUUCCCACUGACCACUAUUCCC